AUGGUAAAGGCAGCCACUGAUGAUCAUCCUAAAAGCAUCUAGAUAAAUACUUAUAUCAACUAAGACCCUUAAGAUAUAAAUUAAAGUCAAGAAAUCAUUAAAAAUCUAGAAAAUUAAUAAAAAUCUGUAACUUAAUUAGAAGAAAUUUUAAAUCUCGAAGAGAUGGAAAUUGAUUUUAUUUCUGAUGGGGAAAUUAAAUCUUAUUUACUUUUCGAAACCUAUGAAGACUAAUCUUCUUAGUAAAAUCUGACUAAAAUUAAAUUAAACAAGGUAGGCCUGACUCAAAUGAUAAAUAAUAUUCAUAAUUCUCAGUGUCAAGUUAUCGGAUAUUAUGGUCACUACUAAUCCUGUAUUAAAGCUGCAUAAAUUUACCUACAAGGAAGAUUAUCUUCUUAAGUUGAUGAGGUUGAUGAAGGUAUUUUAGCUUUUUAAAAAGAGAAUAAAAUUGCUUUAGUUUAUAAGACCAUCUAUGAUUAUCAUCAUGAAUAAUCUGAAUCACAAUUUUCUAUAACAUAUUUGCGAUACAUAAUAGAUAUGUGCUAAAAAAUUAUCUGCUUACCUUCUCCAACACUUUCAAUUAAUCCUGAUCUAAGAAAUCCCUUUUUACUAAAAACCAAUCCUAGCUUAACAAUGAGAGAGAUUGAAUAAAAGCCACAUGAAGCUGCAAGCAUCAAUUUAAUUAAUUGCUUAAAUACUUGUACCUAACUUUCUGAUAUUCAAAUUCAUUUAACUUCUUGUGAUAAUUAAAACUACAUAUCAUCUGUAAAACUUAAUUAGGAGUUUGAUUGGUCGAAUCAAAAAAUGUUCUUUGAUGCUAAAUUGAUAAGGAAUGAUUUAUUCGAGAGCAAUUUUCAAUAAUAUACUUUUGAUUAGCUUAAAAGAGAAGUUAUCUUAUAUUGGCAAUACAGAUUUGAUGUGUUUCAUUCCUCAGAUAGCCCUAAUAUAAAAAUUGGUAAAAUUUAAUAGAAAGUGAUCAAAUUACUGAAUCAGGCUCCAUUGGGGGAUUUUUUAAAAAGAUAGUUGGAAGUCAAAAAACUAGAGAGUAAAUUCUAGAAGAAUGUCUAUGCAAUAAAGAUUGUGGGUAUCCGAUCUCAAUCUAAAAUUUUAUUGGAGAGUUUAUUUAGAAAAAGGGAGAAGCUAAUUUUCUGA
Molecule: messenger RNA, 1149 nt
Organism: Stylonychia lemnae
Lineage: Eukaryota; Ciliophora; Spirotrichea; Sporadotrichida; Oxytrichidae
Source: the annotation of a GenBank genome assembly